This is a messenger RNA of Sciurus carolinensis (gray squirrel), 1443 nucleotides long. RefSeq names its product PRAME family member 12-like. Gene Ontology annotation, cellular component: cytoplasm. NCBI's taxonomy places the organism in Eukaryota, Metazoa, Chordata, Mammalia, Rodentia, Sciuridae. Gene Ontology annotation, biological process: negative regulation of apoptotic process; negative regulation of cell differentiation; positive regulation of cell population proliferation. The record is from RefSeq and is a predicted model, not a curated record. Bases 1 to 1443 code for a protein of 480 amino acids. The transcript is spliced from 3 exons.
AUGAGCAGCCAGGACCCACGCACGCUGCUGGAGCUGGCAGGGCGGAGCCUGCUGAUGGACAGCCAGCGGGCCACCCUGGCUCUGCAGGACCUGCCCAUCGAGCUCUUCCCACCACUCUUCAUGGAGGCCUUCAGCGGGAGACACAGGGAGGUCCUGAAGGAAAUGGUGCGGGCCUGGCCCUUCACCUGCCUCCCCCUGGGGGCCCUGAUGAAGAAGCCAGACCUGGAGAUGCUCCAAGUCACACUGCAAGGGCUCAAUAUGCUACUUGCCCAGAGGGAUCGCCCCAGGCGGUGGAGGCUGCAGGUGCUGGAUCUGCGGCAAGUUCAUCACAACUUCUGGAGGAUGUGGACGGGAGAGGUGGCCGAUGCCUGCUCACCAGAGGCCAUGCCUAGGAAGCAAACCGUGGCGGCCCCUCCAGGGACAGGGCCCUUGCUGCCCUUGAAGGUGCUGGCAGACCUGUGCUUGCCGCAUAAGCUCCCGUAUCCCCCCGUCGCCUUCGUCCUUCAGUGGAUGGAUGGGAAGCCCGGCGUGGUCCAGCUGUGCUGUAAGAAGCUGCAGGUAUCGACUUUGUCCCUCCAGAGCAUGGAGAGGAUCUUGGAAAAGUUGGACCUGGACUACAUCCAGCAAGUGGAAAUGCACUGUCCCUGGAGUCUGUCUAUCCUGGCCAGUUUUGCUACCUAUUUGGGCCAGAUGAGGAACCUGAGGAAGCUUCUUUUCUCCCACGUCCAAGUGUCUGUUGACGUCUCCCAGGAGGAGAAGGAUUGGCUGAUGGAUCACGUCACCUCGCAGUUUGCCAAGAUGGACAGCCUCCGGAGGCUCUACCUGGAUGAUGCCUUCUCCUUAGAUGGCCGUCUGUGCCAGGUGCUCAGGCACCUGAAGAACCCCCUGGAGACCCUGUCAAUCACCAAUUGCCAGCCCUCAGAUUCGGACUGGAACCAUCUGUCCGGGUCUCCAAACCUCGCUCAGCUACUACACCUGAACCUGUGUGGCAUCAAACAGACCAAUCUCAGUCCCGAGCCCCUCAGAAUUCUGCUGGAGAACGCUGCAGCCACCCUGAGGACCCUGAACUUGCAGGACUGUGAGAUCACGGACUCGCAGCUCCAGGUCCUCCUGCCUGCCCUGAGUGGCUGCUCCCAGCUCAGGACCUUCAGCUUUCAGGGGAACAACAUCUCCUUGCCGGUCAUGAGGGACCUGCUGCGUCACACUGCCAGGCUGAGGCAGUUGAGUCUAGAGAUGUACCCUGCCCCUCUGGAGAGCUACAAUGCCCAGGGUGCCAUCCACCGGGAGAGAUUCUUCCAGCACUAUGCUGAGCUGACGGACAUACUGAGGGCCGUAAGGGAGCCCAAGAGAGUCUUGUUCCAUACCAAACCCUGCCACAUCUGUGGCCACCGGUUUGUUUACAACCUGCCCACCAGCCUCUGUCGCUGUUUGAUGCCCGCCUAG